AUGUCCCUGCAGCUACCACCCAAUUGCAAACUCUUCACAGCUGAUGCUUCCUCGAUGUACACCAACAUUCCCACGAGGACAGCCAUCACCAAGAUCUCAAAGUGGCUCAAAGACAACCAAAGAACAGUUCCCAGACCUGCCCACCAAGGCAGUCCUCAAGGCACUGAUUCUCAUUAUGGAGUUGGAGCUUCUUCCACUUCGGUGACACCACAUGGCGGCAACUCAGGGCACUGCAAUGGGAGCCCACCAGCCCCACCCUAUGCCACCAUCUACUUUGCCAUCCUGGAGUCCAUUCUGCUUCGAUCCUUCAUGGAUAGUCUUGCAGUUUCUGCAGCUCUACAGGAGAUACAUCGAUGA
This is a messenger RNA of Seminavis robusta, 357 nucleotides long. Lineage: Eukaryota; Bacillariophyta; Bacillariophyceae; Naviculales; Naviculaceae. The record is from the annotation of a GenBank genome assembly.